Branchiostoma belcheri (Belcher's lancelet) is the source of this 1432-nucleotide messenger RNA. RefSeq names its product interferon regulatory factor 8-like. The transcript is spliced from 6 exons. Gene Ontology annotation, molecular function: RNA polymerase II cis-regulatory region sequence-specific DNA binding; DNA-binding transcription factor activity, RNA polymerase II-specific; protein binding. Lineage: Eukaryota; Metazoa; Chordata; Leptocardii; Amphioxiformes; Branchiostomatidae. The coding region runs from base 21 to 1430 and encodes 469 amino acids. Gene Ontology annotation, cellular component: nucleus. Gene Ontology annotation, biological process: immune system process; regulation of transcription by RNA polymerase II. The record is from RefSeq and is a predicted model, not a curated record.
GGCUAUCUAAGUAAGUCAACAUGGCACACUGCGCGGAGGACAGGAAAAGACUUCGCAAUUUUUACAUCAGCCAUCUCGACGCCGAAGACGUCCCGGGGGUCCAGUGGAUAGACCGGACCACCGGAUUGUUCCGGAUUGUGUGGAGGCACGCCGGAAGGGACGGAUUCGAUCCGGAAAGGGACGGGCUUAUUUUCAAGCUCUGGGCCCAGCAGACAGGUCGGUGGAAGGAGGGAGACCCAGAGGACCCCACGGCAUGGAAGACGCGCAUGCGCAACGCUCUGCGCAGACUGGCAGAUUUUGAGGAACAGACCGACCUGGGGAAACCAGACGACCCGCAGGAGGCCUUCCGGGUCUAUCGGCUCGUGCCGCCACCAAACCACCCUCCGCAGCCGUCCAUCAUGCCCGAGCCAUGCAUGCUGCCUGAUGACGCCAUGAUGCCUGAUUUGGGCGAUACCAAGUCCAUGAACUGUUUGCCGGUCGAGGAAGUGUUGGACUAUUUCGACGGGUUGGACGCCGAUAUGGUUUCACCUGCGCCUCCAGAUGACUCCACUCAGGGCGCAUGCGCACCCCCACAGCCAAUGGCAGCAAACGUGGCACCGCAUCCAAACGUCGAUCAGACAGCUAACGGCUCCACAGCGACCGCAGCCGAACCGUCGCGAGGACCGUUUCCAAACUUACCAGAUGGUGACGUGACUGUUAAUGUGAAGUACCGGGGCAGACAGGUGUGGGAGGAGAACUGCAGUAACCCCAGAGGUGUGCGGAUCUACCACGGCUCGCCUAUCAAGGAGUUAGUCGGUCGCCAGAUGAUCCAAGGAGACCACCAGAAGUUGUACGGACCAGACGAGGCGACCCAUGUCCUCCUGCCGCCGUGUGAAGGCCACGUGCACUCCUCGAAGCAACUGGCCGUGACCAGCGAACUCCUGAAGCACGCGGAGAGAGGCGUCGUCCUGCAGUUUUCUAACGGUGACAUCUGGGCCACCCGGCUGUGCCAGACCAAAGUCUUCUGGCUCGAUCCCAACAAACCCGACAUGGCGCUGCCCCUGAAGCUCGAACGGGACACCCCCACCAAAGUCUUCGACUUCAUCCUCGGCUUCCUGCCCCUUCUGCAGAACUACGCGCGCAACAUCGGCAGCAAGAAGCCGCGUCCGUACUUCAAGAUGUGCUUCGGGCAGUCCUGGGGGGCGGAAGACCCCUUCGAAAGUAACCUGAUCGCGGUGACGGUGCAGCAGCUGACGGCGGCGACGCACCUGAACACCGUGAGCCAGUACCGCCACCAGGACAGCAGCUCCGCGCAGUCCUUCCCGCUCCGGGACGACCCCCUCUCCCGCUCCAACCCCGAAGACCAGGUCAUCAAAGCCUUGGAAGAACUCAUGACCAGCCUCACGCUGCAGCAGGACUCUCCACAGCCUCCAAAUUUUCCCACGAGCUAAAA